AGGGCUAUUCCAUAGUUUCAGUUACGUCAAUGAUCCCACGAUUCAGCAUUCAGAGAUAUCGUGGUAUUGAUGAAUGUAGCCGCUUGAUACGCCCUGGUGGCCGAGUUGAGUUGUGUCGAGAUAACCCUCGUACUACCUCAAUAGGUACCUACCUACGAUACCGGCCCCUCCAUCCUCUCCGUCGCGUCAACAACCGGGGGGUCCAAUUGCGGCGACCUCGGUUUCUCCAGGCCCUCUCAUUCAUCUUUUUUCUCCUCUCGGUCCCUCAAACUAUUCGACUUCAAAGUCCACUCAAAGGGAACCAGUCACCCACCCUCCAGCGGGCGCAUUGAGCCAUAUUGCCCCUCAGUCUCACCUGGCUCACUACAUCCCACCAUGAUCCUCGGCCCCAUCAGUCUCAUCGACUGCCUUGUUUUCUGCGUAUUCCUCCUGCCGCAGCUUUUCUGGGACGUUGGGGUCAUCCAAACUUUUGUCGUCGCCGUAAAGGCCCUGCCGUUUCUCUGUUCGUGGUUCCUGACCCCCCCUCGCUUCGUCUACCUCCGACGGAUGCCACAUGAUUCUCAUGCUCACAUGUCAAACAGUGCUCAAGCUCCCCUAUCAGCUUGUCCUGGAGCGUUACUUUACGCACGUGAGCCAACAGGCCGCAUUUAUCCAAGGUUCCACGCUUUUCGAGGACGUUGUCAUCCGCUGUGUGCGGUACGCAUUCAAGUCUAUCCCGGCUCGCGUGUCCAGGAGCUUCUUUUCAAAGUUCGUCUCACUCGCCUUCCUCCGUUGGCGAAUGCUCCGCCAUGGGUACUUGAAAUCCCCCACGUGUUGGCAGGAAUAUGCCGUCGGAAACGUAUGAGAUACCAACCAUAACGUAGGAGAAGAUUUGAUGCCUGACUGUCUGUAGGGAAGUAUACGAACCAAGGGGCUCUGGAUCAUGCACAGGCCUGAGAAGCCUCCUGA
Ilyonectria robusta is the source of this 948-nucleotide messenger RNA. RefSeq lists its product as uncharacterized. The transcript has a single exon. Bases 376 to 858 code for a protein of 160 amino acids. NCBI's taxonomy places the organism in Eukaryota, Fungi, Ascomycota, Sordariomycetes, Hypocreales, Nectriaceae. The record is from RefSeq and is a predicted model, not a curated record.